This is a messenger RNA of Limulus polyphemus (Atlantic horseshoe crab), 3200 nucleotides long. RefSeq names its product glycine-rich cell wall structural protein 1.8-like. The coding region runs from base 285 to 2378 and encodes 697 amino acids. The record is from RefSeq and is a predicted model, not a curated record. Lineage: Eukaryota; Metazoa; Arthropoda; Merostomata; Xiphosura; Limulidae. The transcript has 3 exons.
ACUGUUUAACGCCAUAUCUCUCAAACCAUGACGUCAAGUACUGUGCUGUAUAUAAUAUAUGGAGUGAAACGUUUCACAUUUGGCUUUGAAUAUGCCAUUGAACUAUCUUAUUUUGUUAAGUAGUGACAUUUUAAAAUGAAAAAAAGGUUUCCAGGUCAACAAAACAUUAGCGUUAGUGUAUAUAAGUACGAAUACACUGACAGAGCAGUUUCACAUAAGGAGAAGUUCGGUAGUUAUCAAGUGCAUGAUGAUUAAAAUAGACACAUCAGCAAUUUAACCUCGUGAUGGCUAAACAGGAAGGAUCUAUAAUGCGUCCAGAAAUAUUAUUAUUAGAAGUCCUUCUGGUCAACUGUCUUAUAAUAAGUGCUUUUGGAAAUGAUGAACAACAUUACCAGUACUAUUCACCUCGUAUUGUGAUCAAGCAACAAGAAAAAGAGGGACCACCUAAUUAUGCUGAUGCCAUAUUCUACAAUGAACAACAUCACAAUCAAGAAUAUUCACCUAGCACCGGUCAACAAGAAGAUAUGGGUAUAUCUUCUACAAGCACACUCAAUGACUAUAAUGAAGAUUAUCAAAAAGAUAAUUCUCAAAGUGAGUCAAGUAUCAAAACUAUAAACCUAGAGUACAAAAACAAGCUUGAUAAUCAUCAUUCUUUAUAUUCUAAUGAUAAUGUUAAUCCUAAUAAUGGUGUAUCUGAAACAGAAAAUUUUAUCCAGACUCCAGAAUUUGAAAUCUCAACUGAGACUACAGUCCCAGUUUCUCAAGAUAAUGACAGUGAGGCAGCUUACCAUUAUGAAGCUUUAGGAAAGACUAGAGAUAAAGAUAAGUUAUUCAGUGGAAUCAGUGAUAGAUACUUUAUUCAAAGACCACUUCUAAAGAUCCUUGGGAACCAUAAUAUAAAACUAGCUCAUCAUACAAACCAAGAUUACAUGGCCAGUGAAAGUGCCUCCCAUGAAUACGGGUCUACUGGAAGAGGUGACAGUAUUAGUGGACACAUCAAAACUUUUCCUCCUCCGAGUAUUAUUGCAAAGAUUGGAUCCAAAUAUAGACCUCCCUGCCAUGGGCCAGAAUGCCAUAAUCAUCACAAAGGAGUGGUUAAGUUUUGGUGGAAGAAAGUUAUCAAACCCAAGACAAAGAAAAAAUAUGGUUAUGGCUAUGGUAAGCUCACAGGUGAGAAAGAACAUGGGGGAGAAUACCUACAAGUUAAAAGCAGUGGAGAAGGUAGAUAUGCAGGUAAACGAGGUGAAAGAAAGAAGUAUAAUAAAGGAAGUAUAGGAUUCAAUGUAAAGGGAGGGAAGCAUAACAAUAAAGGAGGUAGUAGAUAUAAUAGUCAAAGUAUUGGAGUAGGAUUAUAUAAAGGAAAAGGAAGUGGAGAAUAUAGAGGUAACACUAUCGGAUUAGGAUUUUAUGGAGGAAUAGGAAGUGGAGGAUAUGGAAGUGAUACUUAUAGCAAACACGAUAUUGAGGGAAGAGGACAUGGAGGCAAUAAUGUUGGAGGAGUAGGAUAUGGAAGUGAAAAUAAUUUUAGGACAGGGGGGUUUGGAGGCAAUUAUAUAAAUGGAGGACUAUAUAAUGGAAACGGACGUGAAUUAUAUAGUGGCAACAAUAUUGCUGAAGUCGGAUAUAAAGGCAAUGGAAUUGGAGAAGGAACACAUGGAGGAAAAGGUGCAAAAGGAAAUGGUAAUAACAACAUUAUAAAUGGAAAGGGAAAAAGAGAUAAUUAUUCUGGAGGAAGAACAUUAACAGGAAGAUAUAAUGGUAAAAGUAUUGGAGGAGUGGGAUAUGAUAACAAUAAUGUUCGAGGAGGAACACAUGAAGGAAAAGGAACGAGAGGAUAUAGUGGUAACAAUAUCGGAGGAGGAAGAUAUGUAAUCAAAAACUUUGGAAAUAAAAAUGUUGGCGGUGAAGGUAAUGUGGGAAGAGGGGCAAGAGGACAUGGUAGUAACAGCAUUGGAGAAGAAGAAUACGGAGGUAAUAAUUUUGGAGGAGUAUAUCCAGAUAAUAAUAUUGGGGGAGGAACAUAUGAAGGCAAUAAUGUUGGAGGAGGAGCAUAUGGAGGUAAUAGUAUUAGAGGAGGAGCAUAUGGAGGCAAUAAUGUUGGAGGAGGAGCAUAUGGAGGUAAUGAUAUUAGAGGAGGAGCAUAUGGAAAUAAUGUUGGAGGAGGAGCAUAUGGAGGUAAUGAUAUUAGAGGAGGAGCAUAUGGAAAUAAUAAUAUUGGAGGAGGAGCAUAUGGAGAUAAUAAUAUUAGAGGAGGAGCAUAUGGAAAUAAUAAUGUUGGAGGAGGAGCAUAUGAAGGUAAUAAUAUUAGAGGAGGAGCAUAUGGAAAUAAUAAUGUUGGAGGAGGAGCAUAUGGAGAUAAUAACUUUGAAGGGGUUUAGUGGGGGUAAUAAUUUUAGGAGGAGUAUAUCGAGGAAAUAACAUUGGGGGAGGAGCAUAUGAAGGUAAUAAUGUUGGAGGAGAAGCAUAUGGAGGUAAUAAUAUUAGAGGAGGAGCAUAUGGAAGUAAUAAUAUUGGAGGAAGAGGAUAUGGAGGUUACAAUCUUGGAGGGGGAAGAGAAACUGGUGGCUAUAACAGUGCACUUGUGGAUUAUACCGGUCAUAACAUUAGAGAAGGAGGUGAUUACGGUGUUAACAACAUUAGAGAAGGGAGAAAUAGAGAUUUUCAUAGUGGAGGAGCUGCGGAAUAUGGCAAUAAUCAGUUUGGAGGAGCAAGAGGAAUAGGAAGACAUAUUGGAGGAGGAGGUAAAGAACACAAUAGUAACAAUGGAAGAGGAUAUGGCGACAUCAGAAAUGGAAUAAUUCUACUAGGCUAGGAAAAGAAACUUUAAUUGCGAAAAUGACAACCACGUCUGAAAGUUUGUGAUAACUGCACCAUUUUCUGAAACUAACUAUUCCCAGGGACAACCACAUCUGAAAGUUUGUGAUAACUUCACUAUUUUCUGAAACUGACUAUUCCCAGGGACAACCACGUCUGAAAGUUUGUGAUAACUUCACUAUUUUCUGAAACUAACUAUUCCCAGGGACAACCACGUCUGAAAGUUUGUGAUAACUUCACUAUUUUCUGAAACUGACUAUUCCCAAAGUUUCAACCACGUCUGAAAGUUUGUGAUAACUUCACUAUUUUCUGAAACUAACUAUUCCCAGGGACAACCACGUCUGAAAGUUUGUGAUAACUUCACUAUUUUCUGAAACUGACUAUUC